AUGAGAUUAUUAAUACUACCCUGUGGAUGCUGCGGCUCGACACAGAAGCGAACAAUUGUUGGAGGAUGGGCGUGGGCCUGGUGGCUCGUCACGGAUGUGCAACGUAUCUCCCUUGAGGUUAUGACCCUUAACCCCAUGUGCGAGUACGUGGAAACUGCCCAAGGUGUUCCUCUAACCGUGACGGGGGUUGCCCAAUGCAAGAUCAUGAACGAGGACGAGCUGUUGACAACAGCCUGCGAACAGUUUCUAGGGAAAUCUGUGAAAGAGAUCAAGAUGACUGUCCUUCAAACACUCGAAGGCCACUUGCGAGCUAUACUAGGAACGCUUACAGUCGAAGAGGUGUACAAGGACAGAGAUCAGUUCGCGGGAUUGGUGCGAGAGGUGGCGGCUCCGGACGUAGGACGGAUGGGCAUCGAGAUCCUGUCCUUCACGAUCAAGGACGUGUACGAUGAUGUCCAGUACCUGGCCAGCUUGGGGAAGGCGCAGACGGCGGUGGUGAAGCGCGACGCUGAUAUAGGCGUGGCUCAGGCGAAUAGAGAUGCUGGGAUACGAGAAGCCGAGUGCGAGAAAACUUCUAUGGACGUAAAGUAUUCUAUGGAUACUAGAAUAGAAGAUAAUACAAGACUCUACAAGCUGCAAAAAGCACAAUUUGAUCAAGAAAUUAAUACUGCCAAAGCCGAAGCUGCUUUGGCCUACGAGCUCCAAGCAGCAAAGAUCAAACAGAAAAUACGAAACGAAGAAAUACAAAUCGAGGUCGUGGAGCGUCGCAAGCAAAUUGAGGUGGAACAACAAGAAAUCAUGCGUCGUGAAGAAGAGCUCAUAUCCACAGUGCGUCUGCCCGCCGAGGCCGAGGCUUACCGUCUACAAGCCAUCGCAGAGGGAAAACGCACACAAACAGUGGAAGCGGCUAAAGCGGACGCAGAACGUAUCAAAGUGCUGGGUCUGGCCGAGGCGAUGGCCAUCGGCGACGUGGGCAAAGCAGACGCGGAGAGGAUGCUGGCUAAGGCCAAGGUGUACAAGCAGUAUGGAGACGCGGCCAUCAUGGCCCUCGUGCUGGAGGCUCUGCCUAAGAUCGCAGCAGAAGUAUCGGCGCCUCUCGCAAAGACGGACGAGAUAGUGCUGGUGGGCGACAGCGGCGUGACGGGCGAGGUGGCGCGGCUGGCCGGCACGCUGCCGCCCGCGCUGCGCACGCUCACCGGCCUCGACCUCGCCAGCGUGCUGCAGCGGAUGCACCCGAAGCCUGUUGAUGAGUCUCCUCUCGCGGCGAGUAAGAAGAAGGAAGUGACCGCCUGU
Molecule: messenger RNA, 1293 nt
Organism: Brenthis ino (lesser marbled fritillary)
Lineage: Eukaryota; Metazoa; Arthropoda; Insecta; Lepidoptera; Nymphalidae
Source: the annotation of a GenBank genome assembly